CAUUAUGGAUCCAACCCUACUGAGAGAACGCGAGCUAUUCAAAAAACGAGCUCUUUCUAAUCCUGUAGUAGAGAAACGUUCAGUAGCUUCUGAGUCGUCAUCAUCAUUGUCAAAGAAAAAGAAAGCAAAGCUAGAACAUGGAGGAUCAUCAGGCUCCAAACAAAAUUCCGAUCAUAGUAAUGGAUCAUUUAACUUGAAAGCUCUCUCAGGAAGCUCUGGAUAUAAAUUUGGAGUUCUUGCUAAGAUUGUGAAUUACAUGAAGACACGGCAUCAGCAAGGGGAUACACACCCUCUAACUUUAGAAGAAAUUUUGGAUGAAACACAGCAUUUGGAUAUUGGACUCAAGCAGAAACAAUGGCUAAUGAGCGAGGCAUUAGUCAACAAUCCCAAAAUUGAAGUAAUAGAUGGGAAGUAUGCCUUCAAGCCCAAGUAUAACUUGAAAGAUAAGAAGGCCCUCCUUAGGCUCUUAGAUAAGCAUGACCAGCGAGGAUUAGGAGGGAUCCUUUUGGAAGACAUUGAAGAAGGACUGCCCAAUUCACAGAAAGCUGUCAAGGCUCUAGGGGACCAGAUACUAUUUGUAAAUCGUCCUGAUAAGAAGAAAAUUCUUUUUUUCAAUGACAAGAGCUGCCAGUUUUCUGUGGAUGAAGAGUUUCAGAAACUGUGGAGGAGCGUCACUGUGGAUUCAAUGGAUGAGGAGAAAAUUGAAGAGUAUCUGAAGCGACAGGGUAUUUCUUCCAUGCAAGACUCUGGACCAAAGAAAGUGGCACCUAUUCAGCGAAGGAAAAAGCCUGCUUCACAGAAGAAGCGACGAUUUAAGACUCACAAUGAACACUUGGCUGGCGUGCUGAAGGACUAUUCUGACAUCACUCCUGGCAAAUAGUGACCUCUGUGCCCUUGAGCAAAAAGCUGCACAUCCAGAGUCCAGGGCAUUGUGGGUGAUGUUUGCAAUCUGGGGACGCACUCUUCCUGCCCUCCCUCCCACUAAGGCUGAGAAGAGCAGCAGCUGAGCUUCCCCACCAAGUGCAAACCACCAGACUCGAAGGUUCCCUCAUCCCCUGGGCUCCUGAGAAAUGGGCUGGGGUGACAGGCACAGUUGCCCUUCUCCUCGGAUGGCUCUUAAUCUGGCAUAUGAGGGUUCUAGAUACUUAGCUCUGCUUCUGGGUGGUUCCUGAUUCCAUGUUCCUCAUUUAUUACUUUAGAGCAAGUUUGCAGAUAGUUUUGAAUGCAGUCUUCGCUUGUUCUGAAUGAACGUAUUUAUAAUAAAAUGAUUGUAGAAAGGCAUUAGCGGUGUUGGUGAGCUCAGCCUUUUUCUUUUCCUUCUGUUGGUCAACCAUGGCCCCGUGGGCACACAUUGGCAAUGCUGUCAUUGUGGACCACAUGGACUUCGCAGUUGGGAUGCAAAGUAUGCUUGUGUGAGCACGUUAAAGCAAUAAAGAAACGCCAACUAGAA
Echinops telfairi (small Madagascar hedgehog) is the source of this 1450-nucleotide messenger RNA. RefSeq names its product general transcription factor IIE subunit 2 (gene GTF2E2). The transcript is spliced from 7 exons. NCBI's taxonomy places the organism in Eukaryota, Metazoa, Chordata, Mammalia, Afrosoricida, Tenrecidae. Gene Ontology annotation, biological process: transcription initiation at RNA polymerase II promoter. Gene Ontology annotation, cellular component: transcription factor TFIIE complex. The record is from RefSeq and is a predicted model, not a curated record. The coding region runs from base 5 to 880 and encodes 291 amino acids.